Ixodes scapularis (black-legged tick) is the source of this 2388-nucleotide messenger RNA. RefSeq names its product phosphoglucomutase-2 (gene Pgm2a). The transcript has 16 exons. Lineage: Eukaryota; Metazoa; Arthropoda; Arachnida; Ixodida; Ixodidae. Bases 251 to 2047 code for a protein of 598 amino acids. Gene Ontology annotation, biological process: purine ribonucleoside salvage; carbohydrate metabolic process. Gene Ontology annotation, molecular function: magnesium ion binding; phosphopentomutase activity. The record is from RefSeq and is a predicted model, not a curated record.
CCACUACCGUUCAGAGAUGGCAGCAGCUCCUAGGACGGGAACCAAACGCAAUCCGACGCGGGGGCUGUUGAUAUCUGUGUAGCAGCAUCCCAGAACGCCGCUUCCUCGCUCAGCAGCUGCUCUACUGCCUCUAUCUACUCUACGAGCGCUUUGCAGUUUGCCGCGUGCGAGCAGUGCGAGCAGUGCGAGCACGUCAGUUGGUCAGUGUUUUCUCCGCAGGUAGGAAGCCAACCAACCGGAGUAAGAAGCAAUGGCCUGCCAAAACGUAGCGCAGAAGGUUACAGAGUGGCUGCUAUGGGACAAGAACGAAAAGACGAGGAAGCAGAUCGAGAACUUGCACAAGACCGGGGAUGUUGACCAGUUACAGCACUUGCUUCUGGACCGACUCACCUUCGGAACUGCUGGUCUCCGAGGAGUGAUGGGCCCCGGUUACGCUGCCAUGAAUGAUCUGGUCAUCAUCCAGACCUCCCAGGGGUUGGCCAAGUAUCUUCUCAGCACUCUUCCAGACUGCACGAAGAAGGGAGUGGUCAUCAGUUAUGACGGCCGCUACAAUAGUCAUAGGUUUGCCAGACUCGUAGCAGUGGCCUUCUUGCAGCUGAAGAUCCCAGUCUACCUGUUCAGCAAGAUCACUCCAACCCCCUUCGUGCCUUUUGCCAUCCAUCAGCUGGGCUGUUCGGGGGGGAUCAUGGUCACAGCCUCCCACAACCCCAAGGAUGACAAUGGCUAUAAGGUCUACUGGGCAAACGGGGUUCAGAUCAUUCCGCCGCACGACGCCGGCAUUCAGGAGAGCAUCCAGAAGAACCUGGAACCCUGGAGCGAAGCCUGGGAUGUCGAGAUGACAUCCAGGAGUCCCCUAUGCAAGGAUCCACUCCCGGAAAUCAACAAGAAGUACUUUGAGCAGCUGGCCUCUCAAGUUUCCGACAAGUCUCUGAACGAGAGGUGCGGCGUGACGUUUACGUUCACGUCCAUGCACGGAGUGUCGCACCCAUACAUGGUGCAGGCCUUCGAGACGUGCGGCUUCAAGAAGUUUGUUCCCGUCAAGGAGCAGAUGGAUCCAGAUCCAGACUUCCCCACCGUCCGGUUUCCCAACCCGGAGGAGGGCAAGAGCUCCCUGGACCUGUCCUUCAUGACUGCUGCCAAUGUGGGCAGUCGAGUCAUCCUGGCCAACGACCCUGAUGCGGACCGUCUGGCCGUUGCUGAGCAGCAGUCGACUGGCGAGUGGAAGGUCUUCACGGGCAAUGAGAUAGGCAGCCUGCUUGGGUGGUGGCUUUGGCGCUGCUUUCGAGAGAAGAAUCCCGAUGUGCCAGCCAAGAAUGCUUACAUGAUUUCCAGCACCGUGUCUUCCAAAAUUCUCAGUGCCAUUGCUGCAAAAGAAGGCUUCAACUUUGUGGAAACUCUGACAGGCUUCAAAUGGAUGUGCAACAAAGCACACAACCUGAUCAAAGAGGGCAAGACUGUGCUGCUAGCUUUUGAAGAAGCUAUCGGCUACAUGUGCGGAACGACUGUCCUGGACAAAGACGGUAUCAGUGCGGCCAUGUUUGUGGCACAGCUGGUGGCCUACCUGGAGACGCAGAACCUCACUCUCUUCGACCAGCUCUGCGCCGUCUACGACAGGUACGGAUACCAUGUCUGCAACAACUCGUACUACAUCUGCCAUCACCAGCCGACGAUCUGCAAGAUGUUCCAGCGUCUACGGACCCAGCGGGGCAAGGAUACGUACCACCUUCGGCUGGGAUCCUACAAGAUCAAAAACGUCAGGGACCUUACAACCGGCUACGAUGACACGCAGCCAGACAAAAAGGCUGUGCUGCCCACCAGUAGCUCUAGCGAGAUGAUCACAUACUACUUCGACAAUGGCUGCGUCAUCACCAUUAGAACCAGCGGCACGGAGCCCAAGAUAAAGUAUUACAGUGAGCUGUGCACCAAGCCGAACGUCCCACGAUCGGAAUGGAAGGCCAUGGAUGCCGAGCUUAAGGAGAUUGUGAAGCUGAUGGUCAACGAGUUCUUCCAGCCAGAACUGAACAACAUAUCUCCAAAGGCCGAUUAACGGAGUGAAAUUACGCUAGGAGACGUUGUCCGGAGACGACUAAUGCCGAAUUUCAAUCUUCAUCUGUUUAGUUUUGUUCGGACUGUUUGUUUCCACUUUUCGAGUACCUACGAUUCGUUUCUGGCGACGGGACGUUGCGGCGUGAGUCUGUUCCAUUCUCCUGUGUUCCGGUGGAUUGUGCUUAAGCAACAGGGUCGUAAUUCUAUUUAAAGUUUUAUUUUUUCGUCUUUGAAAGUUCAAGACCCCUUUAGAGGCAUCUGACGCCUGCCCACUUAAUAGAUAUUAUAUGCAUUAUGAGCCUAUUUUAUUAGAAAGGAAAGGAAAUAAAGUGUCGCACUGCA